UGUAUCCGUAUUUAAAGGCGCCAACAAAGACUAAUUCAGGAGCAGCUUCACAAACCUGCCAUUUGCACGCACAUCAUCCAACAGUACAUUACAGCUUUGUUUAUUUAACGCGUUAAGAUGCCAGAGGAAACAGCAGCUGCUUCAACUGCCGGAAGCAUGGAGGAGAAACCUUGCUCGUCAAGCGCUGCAGACAGCUCCGUCGAUGUUUCUGAGGAAGCAAAGAAGCUGGUUGGCACAGGAAACCGGCACUUAGUGAUGGGUGAUGUUGUGUCUGCAGUGAGUGUGUUUCAGGAGGCUUGUGCCAUGCUAGCUGAAAAGUAUGGAGACACUGCUGAUGAAUGUGGUGAAGCCUUUUUCUUGUGUGGGAAAGCCCUUCUGGAGCUUGCUAGGAUGGAGAAUACUGUGCUUGGUAAUGCUUUAGAGGGAGUCCCUGAAGAAUCCUCUGAAGAAGGCGAGAAACAGAAUGACUCUAAAAUUGAAAGUGCAGACAACCUGGAUGAGAAAACCAGAGAUGAGCUUCGAGCACAGGUUUAUGAUGCCAUGUCAGAGGACAAAACUCAGUCAGAGAUAGAAAAAGAGGUGGGAAAAUGUGAGCAGAAGAAUCAAGAAGUUAAGGAGAAGGUUGAAGAGCCAAACGAAGGGGAUGCAGCAUCACCGAAAACUGAGAAACCAGCUGAACAUGAGGCAAAACCUGCUCCAGAUGAGGAGAAACCAGCUGAACAUGAGGCAAAACCUGCUCCAGAUGAGGAGAAACCAGCUGAACAUGAGGCAAAACCUGCUCCAGAUGAGGAGAAACCUGCUGAACAUGAGGCAAAACCUGCUCCAGAUGAGGAGAAACCUGCUGAAAAUGAGGCAAAACCUGCUCCAGAUGAGAAACCUGCUGAAAAUGAGGAACCUGCCGCAGAAGUUAAGUCAAAAAGUGUGGAUGAAAGCGCUCCUAAAAAGGAAGAUGUCACUGUGUCAAAUGGAGUAACCGAAAAGGCUGAAAAAGAUGAAAAGUUUGAGGAGAAAAAUGGAAAUGAAGAGAAUGAAGAGCCCAUGGAAGAGGAUGGAGAUGAGGAUGAAGAGGAUGACGAUGAGGAUGCAGAGGGCGAAUCGAAGGAUAAGGACAGUGAUGAGGAUGAAGUUGGAAACCUACAGUUAGCCUGGGAGAUGCUUGAAGUUGCAAAAGUCAUUUAUAAAAGAAAAGCGAGCGAAGAAGAUCAGCUAAUGGCAGCACAGAUUUACCUGAAACUUGGAGAAGUUGGAGCUGAAUCAGGUAACUACAGCCAGGCUCUGGAGGACUUCAAUGAGUGUUUAACCUUGCAGCUGAAACACCUUCCCUCUCAUAGUCGUCUUCUGGCUGAGACUCAUUACCAGCUGGGCACAACUUAUAGCUACACAACCCAGUACAGCCAAGCCAUUGAGCACUUCUCCAACUCUAUCAAAGUCAUUGAGAGCCGUCUUGCUAUGCUUCAGGAGCUAAUAGAAAAGGCUGAAGGUGCAGAGGCAGCAAAGGAGGAGAAGAGGGAGCUUGAGGAGUUGAAACAGUUACUGCCAGAAAUUGCUGAGAAGAUCGAAGAUGCAAAGGAGAGCCAGAGGACAUCUGCUGCAGCGUCCGAGGCCAUCCAUCAGACUCUUGCCGGAGCAUCCACCUCAUCUGCAUUUGCAGCUGAAAAUGGUGGCCCAUCUUCAUCUACUGCUAGUCAGAUUCCUGUAAGGCCAGCUGAUGGUGCAUCUUCCUCAAAGUCUGCUUCUGACAUUUCUCACCUUGUUCGCAAAAAGAGGAAACCAGAAGAGGAGAGUCCAAAAAAGGAAAGUGAUGCUAAAAAGACUAAACAGGAGACCUCAGUUAAUGGCAGCGACGACUCCGCCCACAACGGCAAUGGAGUCCAGGAGAAAAUGGAGCAGGAGGCGACCAAGUCUUCCUCUGUGGAGACGUCAGCAUAAUGAGCAUCUUCUGAUUGACCACUUACCUUCCAACCAGCAGAGCAUGCCUGCCUCAAACUCCAUGAACAACUUUUUGUCUCUUUGUUUUGUAAAUAACCCGUUUGUCCAAUUUUUGUAUAAUUGUAGUAAACUUUGAAUAAAGGAUAUUUGCAUAUGUGAA
Carassius carassius (crucian carp) is the source of this 2089-nucleotide messenger RNA. RefSeq names its product histone-binding protein N1/N2-like. The record is from RefSeq and is a predicted model, not a curated record. The transcript is spliced from 15 exons. Gene Ontology annotation, molecular function: histone binding. Gene Ontology annotation, biological process: DNA replication-dependent chromatin assembly; CENP-A containing chromatin assembly. NCBI's taxonomy places the organism in Eukaryota, Metazoa, Chordata, Actinopteri, Cypriniformes, Cyprinidae. Gene Ontology annotation, cellular component: nucleoplasm. Bases 118 to 1929 code for a protein of 603 amino acids.